UGGGCUAGAGGGAACUUGAGGGACACCGAACUCGGUAGCGCUUCCCACAGUGUCCAUGGAGACACGGCCAAGAGCUGGGUUUGAGAGAGAGAGAGAGAGAGAGCGAGCGCGCGCGCGGGGCGGACAGCGAGCCCCGUUCCGCAACAUUUUAACAGGACAGGGUCACGUGAUCGCGCUGCCAGGUCCGCGCGUGUGAUCACGUGAAACGUCCCGCGAACACAACGUGCAGGCCUACAUGCCAUGGCAAGUGGGCAUUCGCACGCGCAUUUUUAAUCAGAACCCGGCGGACAAGAAGCGAAGCAAGUCUUGCUGCUGCCGAACGUAAAGUUAGUAAGGUACCAUGAGCGCCGCCUUGCUGGUGCAGAGGCUCGCGGCGCUGUCGGGGGCUGCGGCUGUGACUGCGGGGGCCUACGGAGCUCACGGGUUUAGACGCAGUGACAGGGAUGACUAUCUGAAAGAGUUGUAUGAAAUAGCCAACAAGUACCACUUCUUCCACAGCCUGGCAUUACUGGGGGCAGCACGGUGCAGGAAACCUAUGGUGGCCGGCGCCCUUCUCACGGCAGGCAUGGGGCUUUUCUGUGGGGCCCUGUACCACCAGGCUUUGACAGGUGACCCAAGCCUGAGCAAGAUGGCUCCUGUCGGAGGCACUCUGCUUAUUGCUGGCUGGGUAGCUAUUGCACUGUAAACCCAAGGUUUUGCACCCAUGAGAGCUACCCAGGGAAAGCUUCAGGACCAUAAUACCUUCUGAUGUAGCCUUUGCGGUAACUGGGCGUUGUAAAAUUCCUGUUAUCACAAGCUCUUUUUGGGCAUGGGUGUAAGUCAGAGAUAAGGCCCAUAUGUCUCCAUUGCUUUGCCUUCUGUAGCUGGUAGAUGCUGACUGCAUGCCGUAUCUCUUUUUUGUGUGAGUGUAUUUCCUACCUGAAUAAAGCUGUCUCAAAAGUAAAA
This is a messenger RNA of Scleropages formosus (Asian bonytongue), 945 nucleotides long. It is a transcript of the gene tmem256, whose product is annotated as transmembrane protein 256. The transcript has 5 exons. The record is from RefSeq and is a predicted model, not a curated record. Bases 341 to 685 code for a protein of 114 amino acids. Lineage: Eukaryota; Metazoa; Chordata; Actinopteri; Osteoglossiformes; Osteoglossidae. Gene Ontology annotation, cellular component: membrane.